AUGACUAGGCACAGUGAUCCAAAUGGGACAGACUGUGACACUCAGUUUCUGCUAAACAUCACUGUCCAUGACUGUCCAGCAGACGGUAAUGGUAUCGUCUGCUCUGGAAGAGGAAUUUGUGCCAUUUCGAAUCAGACGGCACGCCCCGUCUGUCAGUGUUGCGAUCGUUACGGAGGUGUCACAUGUCAACAGGAAUUUCCUAUGGUCACGUGCUCUGACGUCACUUGUUUCAAUGGCGGCACUUGUAUCGAGGCAAACGCAACACAUGAGUUACCAGGCAGCCCAUCAGAGUCCAUUUACAACGAAACAGCUACAAAGGCUACCACGUGUCUUUGUCCUAUACACGUGACCGGAAGCAGGUGCGAGCAUGUGCUUACACGUUGCCGUGCCAACCCAUGCGUGCACGGGAUCUGUGUGGAUAGAGCGGAGGGUUAUCAAUGCUACUGCGUUCCCGGUUACCAUGGAGUCCAUUGUGAACUAGCAUACAACGAGUGCCUGUCCUCGCCAUGCCAGAACAAUGGGCGCUGUGUGGACCAGCUAGAUGCUUUCGAGUGUCGCUGUUCUCAUGGACAUACAGGCGACCGGUGUGAACAUAAGGUAGAUAUCUGCACACCAAACCCUUGUCACAUGAAUGCCACGUGUACAUAUCUCGGGGAUAGAAUUCAUUGCGCAUGCCCAACCGGAUAUACAGGUGCCACGUGUAGUGACGUCAUAGGCGCGUGUCACUCGAGCCCGUGUCACAACCAUGCCACGUGCAUCGAACACGGGGAGGAAUAUCACUGCGCAUGCCCGAUUACGUUCGCGGGAAAACACUGUGAAUAUAUGAUGGACGUGUUCGCGCCUCCCAUGGAAGAAUCUGAGAUAAGGGGUCCCGGUCACCGUCACAACUUGUACAUCGUGGCUGGGACGUUGGCCACCAUGGUCGCCGUCGUCGGGGCCGUCCUUGUCGCGUGCUACUGUCGCAUAUACGAAACAUACAAACAACUCAGAUGGCACCGUCUCAAGUCCACGGUCAGCCGAUCAUAUUCCUGUCCCGACUUCGAUGGACCGGCUGCCAGGAAGCGACAUGACAAGCGCCGCCUCAGCCUGGACACUGGCCUUCUAGAGUCAGCCAGCAUUUGCUACGAGAACGCCGCCUACGAUAGCCAGGCCCCGAACAGUCUUUCCGUCCUUCAGGUCUGA
This is a messenger RNA of Mya arenaria, 1182 nucleotides long. Its product is annotated as delta-like protein D. Lineage: Eukaryota; Metazoa; Mollusca; Bivalvia; Myida; Myidae. Gene Ontology annotation, biological process: establishment or maintenance of epithelial cell apical/basal polarity; heterophilic cell-cell adhesion. Gene Ontology annotation, molecular function: calcium ion binding. The coding region runs from base 1 to 1182 and encodes 393 amino acids. The record is from RefSeq and is a predicted model, not a curated record. The transcript has 9 exons. Gene Ontology annotation, cellular component: plasma membrane; protein-containing complex.